Molecule: messenger RNA, 2229 nt
Organism: Cheilinus undulatus (humphead wrasse)
Lineage: Eukaryota; Metazoa; Chordata; Actinopteri; Labriformes; Labridae
Gene: col8a1a
Product: collagen, type VIII, alpha 1a
Exons: 2
Coding region: 10-2229 (739 amino acids)
Molecular function (GO): protein binding
Source: RefSeq, a predicted model, not a curated record
GCUUUGGCCAUGCCUCCCCUCCCUAACCCCCUCACCCUGGCACUGCUACAGCUCACAGUAUUCACCUAUGUGAGCGCCGGGGCAUACUAUGGGCACAAGCAACACCCUCAGCCACCAUAUCAGCAUCACCUUCAACACAUGGGAAUGGGCAAGGAAGGCUAUCCUCAACAGCAGUACCUUGGCAAAGAGGUGCCUUACAUGCAGUAUCCCAACUACAGGAAGGAGCUACCCCAGAUGCCAAUGCACAAAGGCAAAGAAAAUCCCCGCAAAGGAGGCGGCUAUAAUGGUGGUCAAGACAAAGGUCAGACGAUUCCAAGUGGAGCAGAGGGAAUUCCCCAAGGAGAGCCAGGCCCAGCUGGACCCCCUGGCCCUGAGGGUCCAGCAGGACCUCCUGGACCUCCAGGAAAUGGACAACCAGGACCUGCAGGAAGACCUGGACCUCCUGGUCCACCAGGAGUACCGGCUGUUGGAAAACCAGGUUUGCCAGGGCUACAGGGCAAGCCAGGGAUAAAUGGGGAGCCUGGACCCCAAGGAGAAAUGGGUCCAAGGGGUGAAGAAGGGCCAGCUGGACAACCAGGGCCUCAGGGUCCCCCAGGACCACCUGGCCUGCCAGGAAUAGGUAAGCCAGGGGUACAGGGAUUACCUGGCCAACCAGGGUUGAAAGGUGAGCCAGGGCACAAAGGACUUCCAGGACUACCAGGAUUACCUGGACCCAAAGGAGACAAAGGGAUGGGUCUGCCUGGCCAACCUGGCCAUAAAGGCUUCCCAGGGCCCCCAGGCCCAGCUGGUCCAAGAGGGCUGCCUGGUUUUGGAAAGCCAGGUUUGAAUGGGGCACCUGGGCCACAGGGACCACCAGGAGAGAAAGGCCAUCCCGGAGAGCCAGGACCAGCUGGACCACCUGGUGAUGGAGGACAACCUGGUCCACCGGGUUUACCUGGUCAAGGGAAGCCAGGUCAAAAUGGUCUGCCAGGGCAGCCAGGCAUGCCAGGUGUAAAAGGUCAUCCAGGACCCCCAGGUUUGCCAGGAAAACCAGGACUUCCAGGAUUUGGUAAACCAGGUCUUCCAGGGCCAAAGGGUGAUAAAGGUAUGGGUGGUCCACCUGGAGUUCCAGGACCAAAAGGAGACAAGGGCCACGGAGGACUUCCUGGUAUGCUUGGACCCCCUGGACCCAAUGGCCCACCAGGUCCCCCUGGCCCCAUGGGACCCCCAGGAGGUGCAGGUGUACCUGGCCCAAAAGGAGACUGUGGAGAAGGAGGACCAAAAGGUCUUGACGGAGCUCAGGGGGAACAGGGUGCACCUGGGCUACCUGGUAAGGAUGGUCUUCCUGGAGAGCAAGGGGAGCCUGGUCCAAGAGGUCCCCCUGGACCAAGUGGUCCCAAAGGAGAAAAUGGACACAAAGGUCUACCUGGUAACCCUGGCCCCUCAGGACCUCCUGGGCUAAAAGGACAAAACGGAAUACCUGGUGAAGUAGGACCCCAAGGCCCUAAAGGAAUCCCUGGAAUGGAUGGUGCAGCAGGACCAAUAGGGCCUCCUGGUCUUCCAGGGCUGAAGGGAGAUAUUGGUCUUCCUGGUCCACCAGGUGUUGCUGGUGAGGGCAUUCCAGGUCCUACUGGUCCCAUAGGACCUCCAGGUAAAGAGGGUCCAUCAGGAUCCCCCGGGCAACCAGGUCAGCCUGGUCCUCCUGGACCUCCAGGCCCACCUGGAGAAUCUCCUGAAAUGGCUGGAGUGCUUUCUCAGAUGGGCCCUGGAUUAGAUGGUGUGAAGGCUGGUAGUUAUGGUAAAAUGGGCAAGUAUGGAGGCAAUGGUGCAGAAGUAAUGGGUCCCAGUGGUUUGGAAAUGCCAGCAUUUACAGCUAUAAUAACGACCCCUUUUCCACCAGUGGGCACUCCAGUUGUCUUUGAAAAGCUUCUGUACAAUGGCCGCCAAAACUACAACCCCGAGACAGGAAUCUUCACCUGUGACAUGCCUGGUAUUUACUACUUUGCUUACCACAUUCAUUGUAAAGGUGCUAACGUGUGGGUGGCCUUGAUGAGGAACAACGAGCCAGUGAUGUAUACAUAUGAUGAAUACAAGAAGGGAUUCCUGGAUCAAGCAUCAGGGAGUGCAGUAUUACCUCUACAACCUGGGGACACUGUGUAUAUUCAGCUGCCCUCAGAUCAGGCAUCAGGACUUUAUGCUGGGCAGUAUGUGCACUCGUCCUUUUCCGGGUAUUUGUUAUAUCCGAUGUAA